GGGCAUUCAGGAAUCACGUGAGCAGUGACUAAGUUAAAUCUUUCCUACUUCUUGAAAGGGAAGUGUCUUAUGAUUAUUUACUGCUCCUUCUUACAUUUUUAAAGUUUUAGAGACAUUGAAGCAUGCUACCGCUUAUGCUCUUUUCUACUCUGUUUUCUCCCAUAUUUACUGAGCCUAAGGAUCACCACUGGAUCUGCAACUCCUCGGACGCAAGUAUUUCGUACACCUACUGUGAUGAUAUGAAAUUCCCUAUUUCAGUUAAUGUUACACCCUGUUUAACAUUUAAAGGAUCAUCUGGAACUCUGAAUAUUUCCUUCAUACCAAGGAGGGAUUUAAGAAAGUUGUACUUCAAUCUGUAUGUAUCUUUCAAAUCCAUGAAUUUGCCAGAACGCAAAGAAGUUAUUUGCAGAGGAUAUGAUGAUGUGUAUUCUUUCUGCCGUGCUCUAAAAGGAGAGACUGUGAAUGCAAAAGUACCAUUCUCCUACAGGGGAAUACUAUUUUCUAAGGGCCGAUACAGUUGUGUUGCAGAAGCCAUCACUGGGGAUGCUGAAGAGCGGCUUUUUUGUUUGAAUUUUACGAUCAUGCACCUCCCUCAUAUUAAUUAGAAUAAAUGGAGCAUAUUUUUUAUUUUUCAAAAAUGUUCUUAUUUAAUGUAACGUAGGGUACCUGGGAUCUACUUUAAUCAGGUAUGGAAAGACGCAGGACACAGGAAUGACUGAGGGAAAGUGUAUUUUUG
Messenger RNA from Octodon degus (degu), 736 nucleotides. It is a transcript of the gene Ly96, whose product is annotated as lymphocyte antigen 96. Gene Ontology annotation, biological process: detection of lipopolysaccharide; innate immune response; toll-like receptor 4 signaling pathway. Gene Ontology annotation, molecular function: lipopolysaccharide binding; Toll-like receptor 4 binding; lipopolysaccharide immune receptor activity. Gene Ontology annotation, cellular component: lipopolysaccharide receptor complex. NCBI's taxonomy places the organism in Eukaryota, Metazoa, Chordata, Mammalia, Rodentia, Octodontidae. Bases 123 to 605 code for a protein of 160 amino acids. The transcript has 5 exons. The record is from RefSeq and is a predicted model, not a curated record.